Molecule: messenger RNA, 1907 nt
Organism: Bradysia coprophila
Lineage: Eukaryota; Metazoa; Arthropoda; Insecta; Diptera; Sciaridae
Gene: NTPase
Product: ectonucleoside triphosphate diphosphohydrolase NTPase
Molecular function (GO): hydrolase activity
Source: RefSeq, a predicted model, not a curated record
ACGAACUGUCAAAUGUGUCACAUAUCUAAUGUUUUAUAUUUUGUUGUCUUCGUUGAGCCGCGAUAUUGUCAAUAAUCGUUUGGUCGCGGUCGGUUGACGUCCUAACAAAAUAAACUAUUAUUUUGUUGUUUGAUUUUGUUGUUCGAAUGACUGCGUAUCCUAAUAUACGAUAACUGUGUCCCGUAGUAUUACCAUUAUAUUGUGCUGUGUUUUAAUAGUAAAGUAAAUUAAAAAUGUCCAAUAAAAAUCUUCGUCAACGGAAGCUUCUUCAAUCGAAUUCAACCGCACCAAAACGGCCGAAACGACCAAAUUCUCAACUGUCUAAUCAAAAUGGAUUGUUGUAUUCCUUUCUCAGUUUAAUUGUGUGUGUGGUGAUUCUAGUAUUCUUUUUCGGUACAUACACAGACUCAUUUCAUUAUGCCAUCGAUGGACUAGCCGUAAGAUUAGGUUACAAAGAUCGUCAGUAUGCUGUUGUUAUCGAUGCCGGUUCGACUGGCAGUCGUGUAUUGGCCUAUGAAUUCCAUAAAAGCUAUCUUGAUGGCCGCCUAGUUUUAGAUAAAGAAAUAUUCCGUGAGGUCAAACCGGGCCUAUCGUCGUUCGUCGAUAAUCCGACGGAAGGAGCGAACAAAAUUGCCGUACUGCUCGACGAAGCUAAAGUUUUCAUUCCAAAACAUUUGUGGUCAAACACUCCAUUAGUAUUAAAGGCAACUGCAGGCUUACGUCUGCUGGAUCAAACUAAAGCAGACAAUUUGUUGAACAGUGUGCGCGAUUUAUUUCAGCAUUCCGGAUUCUUAUUGGUUGAAAACCAUGUCGAAAUAAUGGACGGUACGGAUGAGGGAAUAUUUUCCUGGUUUACCGUAAACUUUUUGUUGGGCCGUCUGAAUACGGGAAGUACUGUAGCAGCUUUGGAUUUGGGUGGCGGUAGCACACAAGUGACAUUCGCCCCGAAAGAUCCAAAACAAAAUCCCAAUUUCGAAAGCCACACGCACCGAGUUCCGGUCGGGAGUGGAGAGAUCGAAGUGUUUACAAACAGUUACUUGAAUUUGGGAUUAAUGGCUGUUCGUCAUGCUGUAUUCACACAUGGUUAUCCCAAGAACGAGACGAGCGUCCAAUCAGAGUGCGUGAAUCCGAUAGUCAAAAGCAAAGUAUGGAAGUAUGCCAACGUCGAUUAUUCAGUCAGUGGAAAGGACAAUGUCAAGUCAACGAUCGAAAAUCCAGUUGUUGAUUUUGAAGUCUGCCUUCGUAGCAUUAAGCAAAGAACGUUGCCGUUGGUCAAUCCGAAGCCAAUUACUCUCAAUCAACUCCAAAUUACGGCCUUCAGUUAUUACUAUGAACGCGCUAUCGAGACCGGAAUGAUUGAAUUUGGCGAUGGUGGUGAUGUUACCGUAGCAGAUUUUUACAAAAUGGCAAAAGAAAUCUGCGCAAAUCCGAAUACAGAUCAACCGUUUAUGUGUUUGGAUGUUUCUUACAUGGCUGUGUUAUUGGAGGAGGGUUACGGAUUGAAACCGCAAACGAAAAUUAAGCUCUGCAAGAAAAUUCAGGGUCAUGAAAUUUCAUGGGCGCUAGGCUGUGCAUACAAUGUACUUACCCGAAUAAAACCAACGUCGUCGAAUUAAACUGGUCGACAAUCACACACAACGUUCAACACCGCCGUUUAUUACUUUUUUUUUGCAGAUUACAAAUUAGCAGGGAAUCACUAGCAAUGAAUUUAUGUUUAACAAAAAAUAAGAGAGAGGAAGAAAAACAUGAAAACAUAUCACAAAAAGACACAAAAUGCAAAAAAAAAAAAUAUUUUUUACGAAGAAAGUAAAUUGUCAACAGAAGCAAAGUGUUGAGCACACAAUUUUUAAUUUUUGAUACAAACAUUUCGAUGGCAAAAAAUAAAAAUGUUGCAACUCAAUCAAAAA